Molecule: messenger RNA, 1095 nt
Organism: Seriola dumerili (greater amberjack)
Lineage: Eukaryota; Metazoa; Chordata; Actinopteri; Carangiformes; Carangidae
Product: hyaluronan and proteoglycan link protein 3-like
Exons: 5
Coding region: 1-1095 (364 amino acids)
Biological process (GO): cell adhesion
Molecular function (GO): hyaluronic acid binding
Source: RefSeq, a predicted model, not a curated record
AUGAUUUGUUGCCUCCAGACUCUGCUGUUGUUGGGGGCUCCACUGGUUCUCUCAGGCAGGGUCCUGACUGCCCCCACAGCCCCAAACAAUUUCUUCUACCACAACUUCCUCAGUAGAAAUGGCAGCAAACAAAUUCAUUUCAGUGGUGUGAAGCUCCAUGUGGACUCUGCUCAGGCAUCAGCGUUUGCAGUCAGAGGGGGUAAUGUCACUCUGCCAUGCAGGUUUUGGUAUGAGCCUGAGUUGAGUUCACCAAGAGAGGUCAGGAUCAAGUGGUCCUGGCUCCCUGCUGCUGGGGGACAUGAGACAGACGUGCUGCUGGCGAUCAGCCCCCACAGUCGAAGCUUUGGGGAAUUCAGGGGUCGUGUGCAGCUCAGACAGGAUUUCCCAGGAGAUGCAGCACUGUUGAUGACUGAACUCCAGUUGAAUGACACGGGCCGUUACCACUGCGAAGUGGUGGACGGACUGGAGGACAAGAGCGUUUCAAUUGAUCUGGAGUUACGAGGUGUGGUGUUUCCCUACCAACACCCUCAUGGUCGUUACCACCUGAGCUUCCAGGGAGCCCAGCAGGUCUGUGAGGAGCAGGACUCCACACUGGCCACCUUCACACAGCUCUUCCAGUCCUGGAAGGAGGGCCUGAACUGGUGCAAUGCAGGCUGGCUGGCUGACGGAACAGUCCAGUACCCCAUCACCCAGCCCAGGGUGCCCUGCGGAGGGCACGGCCUCGCCCCAGGUGUUCGGAGCUAUGGCAGACGGCACCUGCACCUUCAUCGCUACGAUGUCUUCUGCUUCUCCUCUUCGCUCAGAGGGAGGGUUUACUAUCUUCAGCCCUCUCACAAGAUGAACCUGACUGAGGCUGAGCAGGCGUGUCAGCGGGACGGAGCAGAGAUCGCCAAAGUUGGACAGCUCUACGCUGCCUGGAAGUUCACAGGGUUGGACCACUGUGACGCCGGCUGGCUGGCUGAUGGAAGCGUUCGCUAUGCCAUCACCAGGCCACGCCAAAACUGUGGCCCCUCUGAACCAGGGGUCCGCAGCUUUGGCUUCCCGCCUCCACAACACAAGCAUGGAGUCUACUGCUACAAGUCAGAUUAUGAAUGA